Molecule: messenger RNA, 1562 nt
Organism: Asparagus officinalis (garden asparagus)
Lineage: Eukaryota; Viridiplantae; Streptophyta; Magnoliopsida; Asparagales; Asparagaceae
Product: probable serine/threonine-protein kinase PBL8
Exons: 6
Coding region: 72-1310 (412 amino acids)
Biological process (GO): protein phosphorylation
Molecular function (GO): ATP binding; protein kinase activity
Source: RefSeq, a predicted model, not a curated record
AAGUGAAGGAGGCAAGGUGGAGAAAAGGGGAGGUCAAGGAUUAGAAUGAGAGAGGGAGAGGAGAAAGAAAAAUGGGCAAUUGCGGCACGAGAGAGGACUCUGCUGUAGCUGCUGCUCAUGCUCAAGUUCAACAGCUCCACAUGUUCCCUGUUAGUGUAAAGAGCACUCCUUCAGAGAAGAAGCAUAACCGAACUUUUUCCGAUGUAAGCGAUUCUGCGAUCCGUUACAACAUUGAAGACUCGAGGAAUAUUGCAAUAUACACAAAUGUGAUUGCUUUCACUUUGUUUGAGCUCGAGACAAUCACAAAGAGUUUCCGUUCGGAUUAUGUUCUUGGUGAAGGGGGAUUUGGUACUGUGUAUAAAGGUUACAUUGAUGAAAAUGUGAGGGUUGGCCUCAAAUCUCUUCCUGUGGCUGUAAAAGUACUGAAUAAGGAUGGUCUUCAAGGGCACAGAGAAUGGCUGACAGAGGUUAAUUUUCUUGGACAGUUAAGGCACCCGAAUCUUGUGAAGUUGAUUGGCUAUUGCUGUGAAGACGACCACAGGCUGCUAGUCUACGAGUUCAUGUUCCGUGGUAGCCUGGAGAACCACUUAUUUAGAAAGACCGCUGCUCCAUUAUCAUGGGCAACAAGGAUGAUGAUUGCUCUAGGUGCUGCUAAAGGGCUAGCGUUCCUUCACAAUGCAGAAAGGCCUGUUAUUUACCGAGAUUUUAAGACCUCGAAUAUCUUGCUGGACUCUGAUUAUACAGCAAAGCUUUCUGAUUUUGGACUUGCAAAAGCUGGACCUGAGGGUGACGAGACCCAUGUAUCCACACGUGUGAUGGGCACCUAUGGAUAUGCUGCACCCGAAUAUGUAAUGACCGGUCACUUGACUGCUAGAAGUGACGUGUACAGCUUCGGUGUCGUCCUUCUCGAACUCCUAACAGGUCGAAAAUCAGUGGACAAAACCCGACCGGGAAAAGAGAUAAGCUUAGUUGACUGGGCUCGACCAAAGCUUAACGACAAGAGAAAGCUACUCCAACUGAUCGAUCCAAGGCUAGAAGAGCAGUACUCAGUGAGAGCAGCACAAAAAGCCUGCAGCCUUGCCUACUACUGCCUAAGCCAAAACCCAAAGGCAAGGCCACUCAUGAGUGACGUUGUUGAGACUCUCGAACCUUUACAAUGCUGCAAAAAUGAACCUAAUGAGGGCUCAAUGCUGGCUCUACCAAACCCUAGAAUUCAUCAUCGAAGAUUUCCGGGAAAUGGGAUGGGAUGCAGGUCAAGCCCUAGCUCAAGUUGCUCACCUGGUCCUGUUCCUGCUUGUAGGGUGAGGUGAUGAUUAUAUUCAAAACCUUUGGAUGGUCUGUUAUGUAAAUGGAUGAUCAAGUGUGCUUGUGUAGUGGGUUUUGUUUUUAAUCAAACCCUAGGCCUUGUUGUAAAUGAGAUAGAGCACCUGAUGCUUGUUUGCUUUGGUAAUCUUUUGAGUUGUAUUAACAAUUUAACAUGAAGCAAACCUUGCCAAAUGGGCUGGGCAGUACUCAGAUUGAAAUAUGUUUCUUAUGAAAUGGAACUGAUGCUCUAUAUUUCA